ACACAUGAGACGGGGCGUGAGGGCGUCCGUUGCGUGCGUUGCGUUAUUCAAAUCCAGAUCCCACGUCCAUAUCUAUACAGUAUAUAUAUAUAGAUGCUCCUUCUCCGCUUGGCUGGCUCUUGCCCGUAAGAUCUGUCCCUUUCUCUCUCGCUGCUCGCUACGUACAUACAUACUGUAUAUCCACCAACAAUGAACCGUCUCCUUAGUCUGAGUGGGCGUCGCCAGCUUACCUCCCGUCUCGGUCAACUGUUGCCGGGCCGUCCAACAACAUCGGUCGUUCCUGCCCGCACCCUGCUAACUCGAAAGGGUCCUUCCGUCCGCUGCCAAACCCUCCAAGACGCCGUCUCGCAUAUCAAGUCAGGAGACCGUAUCUAUGUCCACGGUAUCUCCGCUGUUCCGAUCGACAUGCUCUCUGCCCUUCGGCAGAGAGAAGACUUGCGCAAUCUUGAGUUUAACCAUCUCCACCUCGAGACCCUCAACCCGUGCGAUGACCCCGCUCUGACAUCUGCCCGUGGCUUCUUCACCCAACACUUCUUUGUCGGAAGCAACGCUCGCAAAAACGUGGCGAAAUCCACUGGCGCGUACAUUCCGGUCUUUCUAAGCGAGAUUCCCAAACUCAUGCGGACGGGCCGCCUCAGGCCCGACAUCGCGCUCCUCAACCUGUCGCCGCCGGAUAAGCAUGGUUACUGCUCGCUUGGGACUGAGAUCGCUUGCGCGCUACCGGCAGCAGAGACGGCUCCCAUCAUCAUCGCUCAGAUCAAUCGUCACAUGCCAAGAACGUUUGGCUCCGCCCACAUCCACGUUGACUCCAUCGACUACGUCGUCGACCAUGACAAACCCCUCCCACAAUCACAAGUCAUUACGUGCUCCGAUGUCGAACAGAGGAUUGGGAAGCAUAUCGCAGAGCUUGUACCUGACGGGGCAUGUCUCCAAAUGGGCAUCGGAGCUCUUCCAAACGCUGUUCUCCAGCAAUUGAAAUCUCAUAAAGAUCUCGGUAUACACACGGAGAUGUUCGAGGAGGGUGUCAUCGAUCUCACCCGUACUGGCGUGGUCACCAAUCUCCGUAAGAACUUCCUACCAGGAAAGUUGGUCACAAGCUUUGUGAUGGGUACCCAACGCGUCUACGACUACGUCGACGAUAACCCGACGGUGGUCUUCCUCGACUCGGCCGAGACGAACGACCCAGUGACGAUCGGCCGUAAUGACCGCGUUGUUGCCAUCAACUCCGCGAUUGAGGUCGAUCUCACCGGGCAAGUGUGCGCGGAUUCCGUUGGAACCACACAGAUCUCCGGUGUAGGUGGUCAGAUCGAUUUCGAGAGAGGUGCUGCGAUCAGUCACGGCGGCGUGCCCAUCAUCGCGCUUCAAUCCUUGACCAAAAAAGGCGCCACACGCAUCGUGCCGACCUUGAAAGUUGGAGCGGGGGUCGUCACCACCCGCGCGCACGUUCAUUGGGUCGUAACGGAACACGGAGCCGUAAACCUAUUUGGAAAGAACAUGCAUGACAGAGCGAGGCUGUUGAUAUCCAUCGCACACCCAAAGCAUAGAGAAGAGUUGGAAAAAGCGGCAUAUGACCGGUUGGGCAUCCGUGCGUGGCGAUAGGACGUGAGAGGUUGUGCACGACCCGCUCCGCCCUCCUCUUCCUACACAGCGAUUGAAAAUUUAGGGUUAGGGUUAUU
Molecule: messenger RNA, 1676 nt
Organism: Fimicolochytrium jonesii
Lineage: Eukaryota; Fungi; Chytridiomycota; Chytridiomycetes; Spizellomycetales; Powellomycetaceae
Product: acetyl-CoA hydrolase/transferase family protein
Exons: 1
Coding region: 190-1599 (469 amino acids)
Biological process (GO): acetate metabolic process
Molecular function (GO): acetate CoA-transferase activity
Source: RefSeq, a predicted model, not a curated record